Odobenus rosmarus divergens (Pacific walrus) is the source of this 1214-nucleotide messenger RNA. RefSeq names its product chromosome unknown open reading frame, human C8orf33 (gene CUNH8orf33). Bases 1 to 1020 code for a protein of 339 amino acids. The transcript is spliced from 6 exons. NCBI's taxonomy places the organism in Eukaryota, Metazoa, Chordata, Mammalia, Carnivora, Odobenidae. The record is from RefSeq and is a predicted model, not a curated record.
AUGACCGGAUCUCGCCCAACUCUCCGACCUCGCCUUGCACCGCGGCCCCUGCCCCCGGCCUCCUUCCCGCUAACCGACCAGUCCCGCCGGCCUGGCACGGGCUGCUUUCCGGAGGUCUUUGCUGACCACUCGCCGUCCCGUUUCGGCCGCUAUUCACGACGCUUCUCUGUGACGGCUCUUCUCGCCCCACUAGAGCGGUGCCAGCCCAACUGCGCCGGCCGCGCCCAGCGGAACUCGGCGCCGCAGACGCGUUUCCGGAGGAGGGAAUUUGGGGUCGGACCUCAGGCCCUACGCAAUCUCCGGCGGCGACGGCGGCGCAUGGCGGCCCUAGGACAUCCUGCUCGGGAGAAAUCAGCGGCCGAAGGCCCAGGUACCGCCCGCGCGCCCUGCAGCCCCCGGCCCCCGGGAUCGCUUCCCAACGCCCCGAGUCCUUCCGCCAUCAGAUCCCAUCCGGUCGGUCUCUGCUUAGGGCUCUCCACAUGCAGUGACACCGCCCCCGGGGAGCACCCCGAACGCCGCGGAGGCGCCGCAGCCUCCAAGAAGCAAAAGAAGAAGAAAGUCCGGGAUGGAGCCUCGGUGGCGAAUGGAGGCGGGAAGGUCUCAGAAAAGCCGACCUCAGAGGAAGCGCCCCUAAGCGCGGAGGCUCAGGCGGAGCAGCUGGCCCGGGAACUGGCGUGGUGCGUGGAACAGCUGGAGCUGGGCCUCAAGAUGCAGAGACCCAGUCCGAAACAGAAAGAGCAGGCUAUUGGGGCAAUCCGAACCCUUCGCAGCGAAAGAACCCCCCUGCCCCGGAAGAGGCAGCUGAUGCACUCCUUGUUUGGGGACUACAGGGCUCAGAUGGAAGCUGAGCGGCGCGAGGCCCUUCGGGUACUCAGAACUGCAGCCCGCACAGCACAGGUGCAGCCUGUAGGUGAGGCCACCAGAAAGAAGAGUGGAAGGGUCUGCAGGCCUCGCCAGGCAGGGGUAGCCAAGGCCACACUGGACACUCCUGAUAAAGAGUUCAGGUUCAAUUUCCUUUAGCUUGUCUUCCGUCCUGGAACACUUUCCCUGCCCAGGUACUGUGGGGGUUUGUCUUGAGUGCAGAGCCUUUCCAGGAAUGCUCUGUCAGACAGAUGUGGGGUUGGUCUGUCCAUGGCUGGUCGUUGGAUCUGGUGCCAUGGCUGUGGGACAGAUGUGAGACCAGCCUAUUGGGUACUGUCAGAUAAGCACAAGAC